Bombina bombina (fire-bellied toad) is the source of this 8273-nucleotide messenger RNA. RefSeq names its product tigger transposable element derived 5 (gene TIGD5). NCBI's taxonomy places the organism in Eukaryota, Metazoa, Chordata, Amphibia, Anura, Bombinatoridae. The coding region runs from base 287 to 1972 and encodes 561 amino acids. Gene Ontology annotation, cellular component: nucleus. Gene Ontology annotation, molecular function: DNA binding. The record is from RefSeq and is a predicted model, not a curated record. The transcript has a single exon.
GCAAGCGCGAGUGCCCGGGACACGCCUCACCUGGGCACAUUUAGUUAGUGUUACAAGGAUGGUGGUGUUUCUGGUUGUUGUACCUGACGGGAAAGGAAAAGACAGGCCGAGUUGUGUGUAUUGCCAGUAGGGGGAAAGUGCGUUCCUCUGUACCUCACCAAGCCUGUGCAGGCCUCACUUGGCACAGCACCACUUCACCAUGUCCCCACUCACCUGGCUCUGGGUAAUUGUCAUUGAACCUGUUUGCUGAUGACAAGACACCUGUGUGAGUCCAUUGAGCUGCAGUAUGGCAUGUCAUGGAGAACAGAUGUUGGAAACCACUCUGGGAGAGGCAGAAUGUACGCCAACCAUGGUGAAGAUGGCAUUCCGCAAGGCAUACUCUAUCAAGGACAAGCUGGAAGCCAUAGAGAGAGUAAAGAAUGGAGAAAGGCAAGCCAGUGUGUCAAGAGAUUUUGGAGUGCCUGGUGGAACACUUCGUGGGUGGCUGAAAGACGAGCAAAAGUUGAGAUGGUUUUUAGACCAGCUUGGUGGGGACGUGGGUACGCAUAGAAAGAAAAUGCGGUUAGCCAAUGAAGAAGAGAUAGACAGAGCUGUGUACACAUGGUUUAUCACUCUUCGACAACAAGGCAUUCCAUUGUCUGGACCUAUUAUCCAAGCACAGGCAGAGGCAUUUGCCAAGCAGAUUUAUGGGGAAGAAUGUACUUUCAAGGCAAGUCAUGGUUGGUUCUGGCGUUGGCAAAAGAGACAUGGCAUAUCAAGCCAACGGAUAUAUGGUGAAACAGAAGUGAGGGCAACAGAGGUAGAGCCUGUUUUUAUUUAUCCAGAAACACCAAAACAACCAUCUAAUGAUGGUGGCUAUGGCGAUGAGCAAAUAUACAAUGCCAACAUUACUGGACUAUACUGGAAAUUGUUGCCAGAUCAGAUGCAUGAGAUGAAGCUGGCCAAGCAACCUGAUGGUCACAGGAAAGUUAAAGACCGUGUUACAAUUCUGUUAGCUGCAAACUUAACAGGAAACCACAAACUGAAACCUCUAGUGGUGGGCAAGUUACAAGAUCCUCCCAGCCUUCGACAUCACAACCAGGACAAAUUCCCUGCCACAUAUAGAUACUGUAAGAACACAUGUGUGCACUUAGACAUGCUGAAAGAGUGGUUUUUUGAGGAGUUUGUACCUGGAGUAAAGCGUUACCUAAGGAGGUGUUGUCUCCAACAAAAAGCAGUUUUGUUAAUAAACCAAUAUCCUGUUAAGCCACCAGCUGAAGAACUUCAGACACCUGAUGGCAAUAUCCGAGUGCUGUUCCUUUCAAAAAACACUAGGAAUAAAAUACAGUCAAUGGAUCAGGGUGUGAUCUCCUCUUUUAAGCAACUAUACAAACGGGAACUUCUGAAACUGAUGUUGUCCUGCGACAGCACUCCUUCUGAUUUUGUGAGAUCGUUUGUGCUCAAAGACAUGAUAUAUCUAGCAGGGCAGUCAUGGAACAUGAUACAGGCAGGGAGCAUUGAAAAGUGUUGGCUGUUUGGACUAAGGGCUGCUUUUGAGAAUAGUUCCAGUACAGAGACUGAUGGGGAAGAGUAUAGCAGUGUUUUUUCAGACUUGAUAAAUCUUGCAGCUCUAGCUUACAAACGCAUGGCACCUGAAGAUAUUGCAGACUGGGUACACUUGGAUGACAAUAUCCCAGUAAUCGAUGCAUUCCCAGAGGACAGAACUUCAGACUGUGAGAUCACUACAUUAAUUGUUCCUGGGGAUAGUGCCGGAGAUGAUACUAGUGAAGAUGAAAGAAAGAGAGCUCCCAUUCCUUCUGCAACAGAAGCCAUACAUGGACUAGAGACAGCCUUGCGUUGGCUGGAGUCACAAGACCCACAGAAGGUUGGCCCGUUAAAAAUAGUUCAAUUACGAUCUUUAAUAACCACUGCUCAGAGACUAAAACAAGCACAGUUACUCACCAAAGUUACAGACUGCAGUGGGAGCUCAUAAAACCUAUCAAAAUAAUAAACUGAACUGCAGGUGAAACACUUUAUAUUUUAGCACGGACAUGCUGAGUUACUGUCUCUGUAUAAUAUUUAUCUAGCACGACAGAGUAGUAUAGUACACUUUGUUUGGUCCGUACUGAUGCCGUUUGAUGCAGAAUGCUGUUAUAGUAAACAACAAAAGUAAACUUAUAUUCAGUGUAUCAAUAUACUUUAGUGUUAAAGACAUGACAGUGUUUUAUUACAGGUUCUUAAAUGAUCAUGAAAGUGAUGAAAUAACUUUCCAAAGGGUCAUAAAACAUCAAAUCACCCAGUAGUGCACUGUAAAUACAAUAAGAAGCAUUUUUGCAAUGCACUACAUUAUCUGUGCCUGCACAAGAACAAUUAAUAUGCACAUGACCCACUGCACAUAUGACUACUGGGCUUUGCAUGCUCAUUUGUAUUGCUUAUAUGCUCUGAGUGCUGGUAACGUCACUGGCAGCCUUUUGAGGAUAGACUUAAUGCAAAUGUGCCAGCACAAAUGUUAUGGACGUAUUUACAGUGGGUCUCAUUAGUGUUGUUCUCAUUGAAAGUUAUAUCUUUUAAUAGAAGCAUCUUUGCAAACCGAAGUAUAUUGCAAAUUCUUCUGAUUGUACAUUAAAUGCACUCAGGCUUUCUUUUUUUUUUUACCCAGCUUUGUUACUGGUAGACAGCUUUAUGCUACAUAGACCAUGUACGGGCAGAUUCAGCCUCUGGUGGUAAAGAGCAGAGCUGCUUUUUAUCCAAAUAAUUUAUAUAUUUAUAAAGUGUCAACAUGUUCUCCAAACAAUGACAGGGUAAUUCUUACAAAUGACUUGUACAUGAACAACAAAAAAAGAGGGCCAAGCCCAUGAGUUACCUUUCAUGUGACCACCUUUACACAAGUAUGGGGGGGUUGUGAGGAUGUGGGUAACCGUUGAGAGAUGGUGAGAGGCCUGAGGUGAUCAAUCAGUAAGAUAUAAGAUGUAAGUUGUUUGUGUCCAUGAAGAGUGGUGUCUUUAGGUAACCCUUGGAACUUUGAAAGAUUGACAAGUCCUUCCAAAGAAGGCAAGAAAUUCAGUGAUUAUGUGCAGUUCCAGUAAAGUUUAAUAGACUGGAGUGAGAAGUAGCAAAGAGAGUGGAGGAAAGAAGUAGGCAUUGAGCAGAGCAAUGAGGUUGGGAGGGUUUUUGCAGCAAAUAGAGAGAUAUUGGAGGGUGCUUUUGUUAGGGCCAAUGAUCUAAAUCUUACUACAGAAACAAGAUCUUAGAAGUCUCGUCAAUACUCAUACUCUGUAUGUGAAGGAGAGAUUUCUUAUUUACAAUAUAAGGUCUAAAACAAUUCCGAAGACGUUGUGUGAUUUCUCUCCAUGGCAGCGAGUUUUUGAUCUUUGGGCCCUGAGUGAGGUUUAAGCAUUUUUAUUGUAUUAUUAAGGCUAAGGAAAGCCAGUAGAGGGAUUGGCAGAUGAAGAACGAUCUGUGAGAAUGCGAUUUUAGAGGCAUUUAUGAGGGAUUGCUGAGAUGAUGUUGUGCAGUACUGAAGGUCAGAUACCUUGAGUGAGUGGCUUAGAAUUUUACUGGUGAACUUUUUCUAAGGUGUAAAUUGCAGGUAUUAGCGGAAUGUGAUGAGCAAAUGACAGUUCUAUCUAAGCCAUUUAUUACCCAGAGGCAGCGGGUGUUGGGUUGGAAAAUGUUUUAUUUUCUGCAACACUAAGUUUUCUUUUUUUUAACAAUUUAAGCAAUGGUAUUCCCAGUAUAAAAAUGAUUUAUUUCAUUAGGGCAUUUUCAAACAAAUUCUUUCAUUUACUAACACCUAGAUUACGAGUUUUGCGUUAACAGGGGUGCUGUGCUAACGAGCAGUUUAUGCUCACCGCUCAACUUACAGACAGCGCUGGUAUUACGGGUUUUUAGAAACCCGGCGUUAACCGCAAAAAAGUGAGCGAAGAGCAAAAUUUAGCUCCACAUCUCACCUCAAUACCAGCGCUGCUUACGCUAGCGGUGAGCAGGUAAAACGUGCUCGUGCACGAUUUCCCCAUAAGAAUCAAUGGGGGAGAGCCGGCUAAAAAAAAACACCUGCAGCGUUCAGCUCCUAACGCAGCCCCAUUGAUUCCUAUGGGGAAAUACUUUUUAUGUCUACACCUAACACCCUAACAUGAACCCCGAGUCUAAACACCCCUAAUCUUACACUUAUUAACCCCUAAUCUGCUGCCCCAACAUCGCCGACACCUGCAUUAUAUUAGUAACCCCUAAUCUGCCGCUCCGGACACCGCCGCCACCUACAUUAUACUUAUGAACCCCUAAUCUGCCGCCACCAACAUCGCCGAACCCUACAUUAUAUUUAUUAACCCCUAAUCUGCCGUCCCCAAUGUCGCCGCAACCUAACUACAUUUAUUAACCCCUGAUCUGCCGCCCACAACGUCGCCACCACUAUAAUAAAGUUAUUAACCCCUAAACCUAAGUCUAACCCUAACACUCCCUAACUUAAAUAUAAUUACAAUAAAUCUAAAUAAAAUUAUUACAAUUCAUUAAAUCAUUCCUAUUUAAAACUGAAUACUUACCUAUAAAAUAAAUCCUAAGAUAGCUACAAUAUAACUAAUAGUUACAAUGUAGCUAGUUUAGGGUUUAUUUUUAUUUUACAGGCAAGUUUGUAUUUAUUUUAACUAGGUAGAAUAGUUAUUAAAUAGUUCUUAACUAUUUAAUAACUACCUAGUUAAAAUAAAGACAUUUACCUGUAAAAUAAAACCUAACCUAAGUUACAAUUACACCUAACACUACACUAUAAUUAAAUUAAUUACCUAAACUAAAUACAAUUAAUUACAAUUUAAAAAAAUUAUCUUAAGUACGAAAACAAACACUAUAUUACAGAAAAUAAAAUAAUUACAAGAUUUUUAAACUAAUUACACCUACUCUAAUCCCCCUAACAAAAUAAAAAAGCCCCCCAAAAUAAAAAAAAUCCCUACCCUACACUAAAUUACAAAUAGCCCUUAAAAGGGCCUUUUGCGGGGCAUUGCCUUAAAGUAAUCAGCUCUUUUACCUGUAAAAAAAAAUACAAUUCCCCCCAACAUUAAAACCCACCACCCACACAACCAACCCUACUCUAAAACCCACCCAAUACCCCCUUAAAAUAACCUAACACUAACCCUUUGAAGAUCACCCUACCGUGAGACGUCUUCAUCCAACCGGGCAGAAGUGGUCCUCCAGACGGGCAGAAGUCUUCAUCCAAGCCGGGCAGAAGAGGUCCUCCAGACGGGCAGAGGUCUUCAUCCAGACGGCAUCUUCUGGCUCCAUCUUCAAGACAUCCGACGCGGAGCAUCCUCUUCUUCCGACGACUAAAGACGAAUGAAGGUUCCUUUAAGUGACGUCAUCCAAGAUGGCGUCCCUUCAAUUCCGAUUGGCUGAUAGAAUUCUAUCAGCCAAUCAUAAUUAAGGUAGGAAAAAUCCUAUUGAUCCAAUCAGAUCCAAUCAGCCAAUAGAAUGCAAGCUCAAUCCUAUUGGGAUUAGGAUUGUGUGGGUGGUGGGUUUUAAUGUUGGGGGGGGGUUGUGUUUUGUUUUUUACAGGUAAAAGAGCGGAUUACUUUGGGGCAAUGCCCUGCAAAAGGCCCUUUUAAGGUCUAUUUGUAAUUUAGUGUAGGGUAGGGCUUUUUUAUUUUGUUAGGGGGAUUAGAGUAGGUGUAAUUAGUUUAAAAAUCUUGUAAUUAUUUUAUUAUUUUCUGUAAUUUAGUGUUUGUUUGUUUUUGUACUUUAGAUAUUUUUUUAAAUUGUAAUUAAUUGUAUUUAGUUUAGGUAAUUAAUUUAAUUAUAGUGUAGUGUUAGGUGUAAUUGUAACUUAGGUUAGGUUUUAUUUUACAGGUAAAUGUGUCUUUAUUUUAACUAUGUAGUUAUUAAAUAGUUAAUAACUAUUCAAUAACUAUUGUACCUAGUUAAAAUAAAUACUAAGUUGCCUGUAAAAUAAAAUUAAACCCUAAGCUAGCUACAAUGUAACUAUUAGUUAUAUUGUAGCUAGCUUAGGGUUUAUUUUAUAGGUAAGUAUUUAGUUUUAAAUAGGAAUAAUUUAGCUAAUUAUAGUAAUUUUAUUUAGAUUUAUUGUAAUUAUAUUUGUUAGGGGGGUUAGGGUUAGAUUUAGGGGUUAAUACAUUUAAUAUAGUGGCGGCGACGUUGGGGGUGGCAAAUUAGGGAUUAAUAAAUGUAGGUAGGUGUUGGCGAUGUUAGGGCCGGCAGAUUAGGGGUUAAUAAUAUUUAACUAGUGUUUGCGAUGCAGGAGUGCGGCGGUUUAGGGGUUAAUAUGUUUAUUAUAGUGGCGACGAUGUCCUGUUCGGCAGAUUAGGGGUUAAAAAAUUUAUUUUAGUGUUUGCGAUGUGGGGGGGCCUCCGUUAAUAGGUAGUUUAUGGGUGUUAGUGUACUUUUUAUCACUUUAGUUAAGAGUUUUAUGCUACGGUGUUGUAGUGUAAAACUCUUAACUACUGACUUUAAAAUGCGGUACCAGGCUUGACAGGAGAGGGUCUACCGCUCACUUUUUGGCAGACUCGUAAUACCGGCGCUAUGCAAGUCCCAUUGAAAAUAUAGGAUACGCAAUUGACGUAAGUGGAUUUGCGGUAUUUCUGAGUCUGGCCAAAAAAGUGAGCGGUACACCUGUACCUUCAAGACUUGUAAUACCAGCGGGCGUUAAAAAGCAGAGUUGGGACCGGCCAACACUGCUUUUUAACCCUAACUCACAACUCGUAAUCUAACCGUUAGUGUUUAACCCUUGAAAAUGAGUUAAGUACAUAAAGUUGUGAAGCUGUGCUAGAUGAGCAUACAGCUACAGGAGUAGUCAUACAUGCGUAUGCUCCUAUCAUUGGCUAUCCUUAUCUGGAGCAGAAUGGGAAGUGGACUUUGACUAUGUUUUUAAUCAGUUUGAAGGAGUGAAGCACAAAGGCAAUUUAAUUAAAAAUAAAAUACUCUGAUGAAUUAGUAGAGUUUACCUUUAGCAGGUUGUCCCUUCAAAUCCAUAUCAUUAUAGUAUUGAUACUAGUAAGGGUACCAGGCACAUCUCAAUGGUUUUCUUUAUUAUCUUAAACAUUAUUCUUUAAACCAUUUUGUUUAAAUUCACCCUUGGACCAUCAUUGAAGCAAUAUGAUCAGUAUGUCUUUUCCUUGUGGGUAAAUCGUAGGGAUGUGCAUACGGCAGUUUCGUUAGCUGCAGAAGGUGGCCGAUUGCGGAAUUCAGCUCUUUUCUGAGCUGUACUUCUUGUUAAAGUGCUUCGCACUAAGAUCUGUGCAAAUCCAAACCGCCAAAUGCACAUCUCUAGUAAACCCUAAAGGUGAAUUUCACUAAAAUAUUUUUCAGGAGGAGCAACACAGUCUAAUGUCUGCAAUGUUUACAAAUUCGUACAAAUAUUGCACGUAUUUCCCAGUUAACUAGCAAAGAAUUACUGUAGGUCUCUGUGAUCCUGCACACAAAAUAAAGUAACAAAAUGUAAUAUGUUCUUGACUUAUCUUACUGUAGAAAAAUGUGGCACAAAAGGUCAGCACCAGCCAGGAGUUGUACAUAAAUAGUAACAGUUCUGAGUAUUUAGUAUGUAUUGUAAAUUCAUAUUAAAAAGCUGCUACGGAUCUGUGAAACUCAGAUCGUGGUGUCUAUGCAACUAAUUACAUUGUGUUAUCAGUAUAGAAGGCAAAUCUUUUGUGCAAUCUCAUUGAAAAUCUCUGUGAAGCAGCCAAAGGGUUAUCUCUUUGCAUUUGUGCGCGUUUUUAUGAACCACAAGCACUUACUUUUUCUAUGUCGGACUAUUAAAUAAUGGAUGUGAUCCUCUUGUGUCUAUUUUAAUGUUUAACCAAGUAUUGAGUAUGCUAAAGGAACAAUAUACUCAAACCUUUUUGUCAUCCAUAUGAAAGACUUGCAUUUAAAGGAACAGUUAUCACCUUGUAAUUGCAGUUGUGCAAUAAAAUGGUAAAUUAUGUGAAAAUGUUUUUGAAUGCAUUAACACCUUGCUAAGUAAGCAUCAACAGGAAGUGAUCUAGAAAGUAUUAACAGGAAGUAGGAUGUACACAACUGAUACAGCAGUAUUUCAUUUUAAAUUAAAUCCUUUUUUCAUGCAAAAAUGGUUUAAAUUCCCUCUCAUUUUUAAACUCCUUUAGCCCAUAAUCUAAAGAAACAAAACUGUUGUCCAGCUGUGGGUUCCUUCCUCAGUUUAUACGAUUUACAUAAUUGUGCUCUAAUGUCGCAGAAGAUACAUGCAGGGUUAAAAUGACAGAACAAAACGGUUGUAUGCUGUAAUAAAGAAUUGUGUUAAGAAAAAACAGUUUGUGUCAAUUAAAAGCACCUCUUGCCCCUUA